AUGAGCAAGCCAACGACAAAGCCAGCGCCGGCCAAGGCCGCGCCCGUGUUCCUCCAGAAGACGUACGCGCUCUUCGACGAGGCGCCGGCGACGAUCGCUUCGUGGGCCCACGAAGGCCGGACCGUCGUCGUCAAGGACCCGCAGGAGUUUGCGCGCUCGAUCCUGCCGCAGUACUUCAAGCACAGCAACUUUGCCUCGUUCGUGCGCCAGCUCAACUUUUACGGCUUCCGCAAGUACAAGCGCGAUGAAAUGCUCUUUGGCGACACGUGUGCUGCCGUCGCCGAGACGGGCAUGCAGUACUGGUGGGAGUUUUACCACCCCAAGUUUGUCCGGGCGGCGCCGCAGCUCAUGAGCUCCAUCCGCCGCAAGACGUACUCGGAGGCGCCGCCAGCGUCAGCGCCAAGCGAGAGCGACGACAUGGGCGCGCUGAAGGAGCAAGUGUCUACCUUGCAGACCCAGUACCACCAGCUCUCGUCGCAGCUCUCGAACCUCGAGAUGCUCGUCAAGACGCUGAUUAUGACCCACAAACGCGCGCCGCCAACCGAAGCGAUUGAAAGCAUCAAGAAGCCCAAGCCCGAAGAGACGCACGGCGUGGAGAGCCUAUGUGAGACCAGCGACGACGCGCAGACGCCCGAGUCGUCGCUCGGGCUUUCGCUGCCAGGCAGCCCCCUGCACCUCUUUGACGUGCCGAUCGACGACCACUUUUUGUGGCCCGACGAGCUCCCGCCGGCAGCCAACGACCCGAACGUGCUCUCGGGCAUUGACGAAAUCAUCUUUGGCGAGCCCGAGCCCAAGUUGCCGUCGCCGCCACGGUGCUCGAUGCAAGCCGACCGCCCGCUCAUGUUCCGCUUCACGCUUCCAGCGUUGAAGUGA
Molecule: messenger RNA, 873 nt
Organism: Saprolegnia parasitica CBS 223.65
Lineage: Eukaryota; Oomycota; Saprolegniomycetes; Saprolegniales; Saprolegniaceae
Exons: 1
Coding region: 1-873 (290 amino acids)
Biological process (GO): regulation of DNA-templated transcription
Molecular function (GO): DNA-binding transcription factor activity; sequence-specific DNA binding
Source: RefSeq, a predicted model, not a curated record